AUGAGAGUUGGAUUCUGGAGAAACCAUCUGCUGCUGCUAGCUGUCCUGGUCUUGGUGGCCAAAUUGGGUCACUUUCAUAGGUGGGGAGGCUUCCAGGAGAAGUCAACGAGCAAGAAAAACAUGAAUUCAACACUCGAAUUCUUCAUUGAAAACUACAAUAACGUGAGCAAUGACACCUACUUAUUUCGAGUAGACAAGCUACUUCAAAGUCAUAUGCAGCUCACGUCGGGAGUGGAGUAUCUGGUUACUGUGAAGAUUAGUCGGACCAAGUGCAAAAGGAACAGCACAAAAAGUCACUCGUGCCCCAUUCAAGGCAAGAAGAAUUUAAAAAAGAGUUUCAUUUGCAAUUUUUUGAUGUACACUGUGCCCUGGAUGAACUAUUACCAGCUUUGGAACAACUCCUGUCUGGAGGCCUAAAUGAGUUUGUGCAAAGAUUCUUGAUGAAAACUUAGAUGUUCGCACUGUGCACUUUCUGUUACAGACUUCUGGACAGACCUCAUUGCCCUCAGCAGGGUCUUGUUACAUACCCACUUGCACUCACAUACACUCGCAUUUACACUCUCACACACACAUUCACAGUAAACACAUCCACUCACACACACACACACGAACUAACUCACACUCUUGCACCUUACAUAGUUCAGUCACACAUACACACAGCACACAUACAUCCACACUCACAUAAAUGCAAAUAUGCAUUCACACACAUAUUCUCACACUCACUUAUGUACAUAUUCAGUGGUCUUUAGGGCACUGGUGCGACUUGAGCAGAAGGUUGUUAACACUUUACAGGAAUCUCAGCCCAUAUAUCUGAGGCAUUUCAUUAUUUAGGCACAUCCUGACUUCUGGCCCAAGCUUGCAGGAGCUCUGUUUCUUCCCUAUGCACAUAUAACUCUGUGACUGACACAUGUCUUGUGUGUGUGUUAGAGAUCCCCAAGACCAAACCCUAGGAUCAAUUGAUUCACUAGAAGGACUCCCAGAACUCAGCAUAGAGUCACAUUCACAGCUAUGAUUCCUUACAGUGCAAGGACACAGAGCAAAAUCAGCAAAGGGAAAAGGCAAAUGAGAAAAAGUCCCAGCAAACCAGGCACAAGCUUCCAGAAUCCUCUCCCAGAGUAGUUACGCAGGACUUGCUUAUGGCCACACAUGCGAAAUAUUGUCUACUAGGGAAGCUCUUUAGAAACUCAGUGCCAUGGGCUUUCACUGGAACUGGUCACAUAGAAAGCCUUUACCUAACAUGCAUCCAAAUUUCAGAC
Pteropus alecto (black flying fox) is the source of this 1256-nucleotide messenger RNA. It is a transcript of the gene CSTL1, whose product is annotated as cystatin like 1. The coding region runs from base 1 to 417 and encodes 138 amino acids. Gene Ontology annotation, molecular function: cysteine-type endopeptidase inhibitor activity. The record is from RefSeq and is a predicted model, not a curated record. NCBI's taxonomy places the organism in Eukaryota, Metazoa, Chordata, Mammalia, Chiroptera, Pteropodidae. The transcript has 3 exons.